This is a messenger RNA of Solanum verrucosum, 570 nucleotides long. Its product is annotated as protein LIGHT-DEPENDENT SHORT HYPOCOTYLS 3-like. Gene Ontology annotation, biological process: response to light stimulus; mRNA transcription. The transcript has a single exon. The coding region runs from base 1 to 570 and encodes 189 amino acids. Gene Ontology annotation, cellular component: nucleus. The record is from RefSeq and is a predicted model, not a curated record. NCBI's taxonomy places the organism in Eukaryota, Viridiplantae, Streptophyta, Magnoliopsida, Solanales, Solanaceae.
AUGGAUUCCUUUGCAGAAGUAGAGAGUUCCAACACCACCAACAACAAUAAUAAUAAUAAUAUUAUGUCAUCAUCAUCAUCAUCUACAUCAAGUCGAUAUGAGAAUCAGAAACGUCGUGAUUGGAACACUUUCGGUCAGUACCUUAAGAACCAUAGACCACCACUCUCUCUCUCCCGUUGUAGCGGAGCUCACGUCCUUGAAUUCCUCCGUUACCUCGAUCAAUUUGGCAAAACUAAAAUCCACACACCGAUAUGUCCAUUUUACGGUCUUCCAAAUCCUCCAGCACCUUGUCCAUGUCCACUUCGUCAAGCUUGGGGUAGCCUUGAUGCACUUAUUGGUCGUCUUAGAGCUGCUUAUGAAGAAAAUGGAGGAAAAUCUGAAAUGAAUCCUUUUGGUACUCGUGCUGUUAGGCUUUACCUUCGUGAAGUUCGUGAUUUGCAGUCCAAAGCAAGAGGUGUUAGUUAUGAAAAGAAGAAAAGGAAACGACCACCAUCGUUACAAUUUUCUACUGUUACUCCGCCAUCGGGAUCAGGAGGUAAUAAUAGAAGCAACAUUACUCAUGGAGUUUAG